Messenger RNA from Tupaia belangeri chinensis (Chinese tree shrew), 312 nucleotides. Its product is annotated as cytochrome c oxidase subunit 8B, mitochondrial. Bases 56 to 259 code for a protein of 67 amino acids. Gene Ontology annotation, cellular component: respiratory chain complex IV; mitochondrion. The record is from RefSeq and is a predicted model, not a curated record. NCBI's taxonomy places the organism in Eukaryota, Metazoa, Chordata, Mammalia, Scandentia, Tupaiidae. The transcript has 2 exons. Gene Ontology annotation, biological process: mitochondrial electron transport, cytochrome c to oxygen.
CCCGGUGACAGAGGACAUUCUACGCCAGGACGCUCGGGAAGCUCGAGCCGGAGCCAUGCUGAGGUUGCCCACCAGACUGCUCCAAGGCCCCCUGAGGUGUCAGGUGGUGCCCAAGAUGCACGUCUCCGCCAAGGCAGCCAGAAACCCCACCUCCCCCACCGAGCAGGCCGUGGGGCUCUCCCUGCUGUUCGUCAGCUUCCUGACUCCCGCAGGCUGGGUCUUAGCCCACCUGGAGAGCUACAAGAAGAGCUCGGCGUGAAGACUGGGCCCUGGGUACACCCCCAGACUGCAUUAAAGCCCUCCUCCACCAGA